AUGCAGUUUGUCACUACAAAGGUAGCAUUUGAAGAGAACCCAAACAAUCUGGCACCAAGAAUGCCUUGGCCACGAGACAGAAGCUUUUACACAUCUCAAAUAUCAAAGCCAACGUAUACAUCACGAGAACCACUGCCAGUACAACUUACAUUGAGUGGAAAUGAGUUAGAUGUUCCGCUCAAUCCACCGCACUCUCCAAAACGUAAGUUUAGUAAGAAGAGUGAAGCUACGCAGCUAGCAGAACAAGAGAAAUUCAAUUCACACAAGAAAGAAAGCUGCGGAAAUAUCUUCAACCUAUCAGCCAAAUUGUGGUUUUGGAAUGACCAGCUCACUCUUGUUUUGGAUCCACUCAACCGUCCACGAGAGGUUUCUAAAAAACAUCAAAGAAGACGCUCUUCUGUACUCAGAGCUCUGGGUAAAGGCGGUAUUCCGGCAGAUGCUUCUGUGGAUCAUAAACGCAAAUCUUCACUCUUGUCUCUCCUCGAUGAGCCUGCAAGUACAGAGCAGCAGAACGUUAGAAGAAGAGGUAGCAUUCUUGAAGCUAUCAAGAGACGUUCUUCUUCUAGUAAUGAUAGCCAUACUACUGCGGUGGACGAAGAAUCGGAGCAAGUGGAGGGACUGGGAGAACAAGCUCAACAGCAAGAGGAAGAGAAAGGUCCAACAUUCAACCUCAAUUGGUAUGAGACUGGUGAUGAGACUCACAAAGAUGACGAGCAUCAAGGCACACAAAAACCACGCAGAUGGUCUACGCAGGAUACCGACCUUGCUCAACACAAACCCUUUCCUCUCUAUAUCAACGAUCAAGCGCUAACGAGUAUAAACGUUCCAUUCAGUAAGAUAACGUCAAUCCACACUACGCAAUUGAAGAGAGACAAAUCAACGACAAUCACACCACCUGGUUCUCCAAACUCGCGCAAAGCGAGUGUGGCAUUCGAGCAACCAGAGACACCAUUAAAUGAGAAAGAGAAAGCGCAUGAAAAAUCUAUACCAUCGGAGGGAUCACGUAAAAUUGCGAGCAAACCAGCAACGAUUGAAAUUGAGGUGCACGAUCCAUCUAACACCAGGCAUAACCAGUCCAAUGGUACAGUCAGUUUUGAAUUCUGGGAUACUCUAAGCGGUCAAGUUGAAGCUGACAUCGUGCUCAAAUAUAUUGAUAUGGUUAGGAAAAAUAACAAUCAAGCUCCACAGGAUAUUAAGAGAGCUGCCAAAGAUCUCGUACAGUCAGAGGAGCGCACGCACGAGCGCAGUCCGAUCGCUUGA
Wallemia ichthyophaga EXF-994 is the source of this 1260-nucleotide messenger RNA. RefSeq lists its product as uncharacterized. Lineage: Eukaryota; Fungi; Basidiomycota; Wallemiomycetes; Wallemiales; Wallemiaceae. The coding region runs from base 1 to 1260 and encodes 419 amino acids. The record is from RefSeq and is a predicted model, not a curated record. The transcript is spliced from 2 exons.